This is a messenger RNA of Mangifera indica (mango), 1914 nucleotides long. RefSeq names its product CLK4-associating serine/arginine rich protein. Lineage: Eukaryota; Viridiplantae; Streptophyta; Magnoliopsida; Sapindales; Anacardiaceae. The coding region runs from base 84 to 1685 and encodes 533 amino acids. The record is from RefSeq and is a predicted model, not a curated record. The transcript has 13 exons.
UUGAUUUGGUGGAUCAAAUUUGUAUAAUUGAAGCUGCUUAGUGAAAGUCUAGGGUUAGGGUUUGAGUUUGGAAAUUGUUGAAGAUGUGGCACGAGGCCAGGAGAUCGGAGAGGAAGGUGCACGACAUGAUGGACGCGGCUCGAAAGCGAGCACAGAGACGUGCCGUCUUUUUGGCGAAGCGGCGCGGCGAUCCUCAGCAAUCCAUUCAGGUUAUCGGGUCGCGUUGUCGCAUCUAUCGUGACGAUGGCCUCUACCAGGCCACUCAAGACCAGCAAGGCCUGAUACCUUGGAAUGGAAAACAGGAUGUUAUGAUUGACAGAUUUGAUGGGCGGGCUCUUCUAGAUUUCAUACGGGAACCUGUGAAACGUUUACGUGCGCAAGAAAAGUCAGAAGAAGAAGAAGAAGUAGAAGAGUUUGUUAAUUUUGAGCGAUAUCGGGAUUUAAUUAAGCAUCGACGUAGAGGAUUUACAGAUGAGGAGGGUUUGCAGCAUGUAAACCAAGAAAUGGAAACAAAGGCUGCUGCAUUGUUUGCUUUGGACAGACCUCCACCGUCACAGCCUCCUGUGAGUAAGGGUUCAUAUUCGCAAGUUGGUUUCUCGUAUGAUGGAAAUGGAAACGAGGAUACCAAUUUUUCAGAUGAUGAAGACGAUGAAGAUGAGGAGGAGGAUGAGGAGUACUUCAACAGUGAUGAUAGCAAUGAUGAAGGAAUGGAUAAGAUAGCUAAAGAAUUUGGAGUAAAAAGGUAUGGUUGGCUUGUGUAUAUGGAUAAAAAGGCUAAAGAGGAAGAAAAAAGACAAAAGGAAGCAAUCAAAGGUGAUCCUGCAAUUAGGAAGUUGAGUCGCAAGGAAAGAAGAAAAGCUUCUCAAAUAGAAAGGGAAAGGGAACGAGAAGCUGCACGGAUUACUGGAACACGUGUGCUCCAUCAUGAUCCAUACCGGGAGCCUAGAAGAAGUCCAACUUAUGAAGCUUAUCCUCGAUUUCGAAGAUCAAGAUCACGAUCUCGCUCCCCAUCAUACUCGAGGCGCCAUGCUCGUGGGGGGCAUUCUGAUGAUUUGCAUCGAGGCAAAUUGAGGACCCCUAGAAUAGAGUAUAUUACUGAAUUUGGGGGCACUGGCGAUGGGGAUGCACCAAAGCUUGAAGGAUUUUCUCCACCACCAUCUCCAACCCGGGCGGAUGUUUUGAACCGGCCAGCAUCUGGUCAUAUCCUUGAGGCAUUGCAUGUUGAUCCAGCAUCUGGUGUAUCCCUUGAUAAGGAAAAGGUCACAAAAGUUCCAAAACCAGUAGUAAGCUCAUCUUCAGCUUUGUCAAAGUUAACCAAGUCAAGUGCUUCUGGUGGUUCUUCAAAACAACCAUUGGGUGAGAAGAAAGAAACACCUCAGGAGCGGCUAAAAAGGAUUAUGAGCAAUCAGUUGAACAAACAAAUUAAGAAGGAUACGGCUGCUGAAAUGGCUAAGAAACGGGAGCAAGAGCGGCAUAGGCAGGAAAAACUUGCUGAAACAAGCCGAUUAAGUACCAGGCGACGAAGUCGUAGCCGCAGCAGAAGUUAUAGUCGUUCUCCUCCAAGAAGAUACAGGUAUAGCAGAAGUCCAAGUAGGAGCAGAGGCUCUCGAAGAUAUUAUUCUCGAUCACGCUCACCCACUUCUCCUCAGACUCGUUCACGUACUCGCUCUCGAUCACCCAGGUGACCAGGGUAAAAAGCCAUUCAAGGCACUGAGAGAGGAGUAUUGCAUGAUGUUUGUGGUGUGCCUGGUUUCUUUUUUCGGAAGUAGCUGUAUCCAUGUACUUAAAAACAUAGACACUUUAUGUUGUAGAGGUAGAAAGUAGGGAAAAGUGUGAAUCAACAAUGUUCAUGGGUAAACGGUUUGAUUGCUUUACGUAGUUGAAUCUAAUAUAAUGAAAUUGACCAUUGGGAUA